CAGAUCCCUUGAACUUUGACACUUGUUUGACGUUUAUUAAUAAACAUGACAGGUGUUGUGUCUUGAAGGUUAUCAUCUAAAUUGUGAUUGUCCUGUAAAUUGUUGUUUAAUGGAGUGAUAUUGAGGGAAAAAUGACUCGAGACGUGAAGGUAUUCUUCCACAAAACCGUGCAGCAUCUAGCAAGGUCUUUGGCGGCGAUAAAAAACGCACCAUGGGAAAAGGUGAAAACUUUGUACGCAUUGUGUCCUUCGGAGGUGAAAAAUGGGGUUAUACAGAUAACUUGUCGACAACAGGAUGCUGUCAUUGCUCUGGGGGUGUAUUUUUUGGAGUCGGGGCUACAACACAGGGAAAAAAUAUUACCCUAUCUACUAAGCUUGGCUAAAUUACUGGAAAAGGCGGUAUGGGUUGAUGAAAUGAAAUACAAGGAAUCUGACAGAUUACCGAUGGCCGAGAGGUUUAGUUUUUGCUUGCACACCCUGCUUAGCGACAUAGCAGUCCGUUGCGAGGGCUGCAGGGAUGAAAUCAUAGAUUUGCAGGUCGAUUGUAUGGCAUCGUUGACCAACAGUAUUCUUAAACUUGAAGAUCCUAACAAUAGCAACAGCGCCACGAAACUGUUUGUCUGCAAAACCACUUUGCCGGUUCUGAUUGGCUUGGCGAGGGCGAUGGGCAGGUUCGCCGUGAGCGAGCCGCCUUUGAUUUGCCGAUUGUUUCCGAAGGCAGAGCCGCCUCUGAGUCAGGCGGCUGCGAAAGAUCAAAACGCGUACAAAAGGAGUUUUAGCAACUUCCGGAAUAUUAUACCGAGGAGUUUGUCCGGGAAUUUGGCCACGACAGUGGACGUUUUGGCCAUCACAUCGCAAACCUACGAAACCACCGAAAUAAUUUACAAUUCCUCCACAUUCAAGAGGAGUUCCAUAUGUAGUUCCGGUCAACCACACUACAACCAAACGACGUAUUUUUUUUCCAAAUUCGGCUCGAGUUUCAACCAAUUUCCCCAUCUGAGAAUCAACGACCCCAAAGACAAACAAAAACGAAUCAUAUUCAGCCUGAGCCACCUAUCCACCAUACUAUCGAUGAAUAAAAAGUUACUAACCAAAGACGUGCUAAGCAUGUUGGACGAAACAUCACAAGAAAUUUACUCCACGGGAAAAAUAUUGAUUUUUCCCUACAAAACGUUCUCCGAAACCGUCAAUUUGGUUAUGGUAACCUUGAUGAGAGAAUUACUCCAACCCCAAAAGGAUUUACCUGUGCCGUUUACAAAAGAUGUGCAGGAAUUUGUCAAAGGCUUGUUUCUGAAUGGCCAGACGGAACUGCAGAGCAAAAAUCACGAUGCCAGCGAAAAAGAGGAUCGGGAAAGCAAUUAUGCUCUUGUGAAUAAGUUUAAAAUGAACGUAAUGGCAAACGCUGCCUGCGUGGAUUUGCUCGUGUGGGCGAUAGGGGAUGAAACAGGCGCCGACAGCCUUUGCAGCCGGUUAACCGAAAAGAUAAACUCUAGUCAGGGCUACCGACUCGUCUUGGCCCACAUGCCCCUCCUAAUGGUGUGCCUGGAAGGCUUGGGCAAACUGGCCCAGAAGUUCCCCAACAUAGCCUCGACUUCUAUCUACUGUCUCAGAGAUUUCCUCAUUACUCCCUCGCCGAUUCUGUUAAAGUUGCAUCGACAAACAACCGAUAGAAACAACAAGGAGAACAUCAAAAUCACCGCAGUAGGGAGCGAGUUAAAGGUGGAGACGAACAAAACUGUUUCUUCGACGCAGUCGGCGUUUGAGAGGUUGAGGGACGCGGCAAUCGAAAAUUUGUGCUACGCUCUCGGCGCGGCGCACAGUUCCGAUCCCGACUGCGUGAGGGCGCUGGUGGCCUCGGUAUCCAACAGGUUGUUUACAGCGGAGAAAAACGAUAGUGAAACUACGUUGAUUUCAACGAACAUAGUGAUUAUGUUGGGGCAUGUAGCGGUAUCCAUGAAAGGCACACCCAAAACUACGGAUACGAUACUGCAGUUUUUCCAGCAGAGGUUCUGUAGGGUGCCGUCUGCUUUGGAUACGUUAAUAGUGGAUCAGUUGGGGUGCAUGAUUAUCGCCCAAUGCGAACCACACGUGUAUGAGGUUGUGAUGAAGAUAUUCACCAUGAUUACUGUGGAUAGCGCUAGCGCUGCCUAUAACACGACCAACGAUAAGGCGCAGUAUAGGCACGUUUCGCGGCCUGUGAUAAACGCGCUUGCCAAUAUCGCCAAUAAUAUACAAGGGGAGCAACAAAUGAAUGAGUUGUUGGGGAGAUUGUUAGAGUUGUUUGUUCAGUUGGGCUUGGACGGUAAGAGAGCCUGCGAUAAGUCUCCUGGAGCGUUGAAGGCCUCUAGUUCAGCCGGAAAUCUUGGGGUGUUGAUCCCCGUCAUAGCUGUCCUUCUAAGGCGAUUACCGCCCAUCAAAAACCCAAAACCGCGCAUCCACAAACUCUUCCGAGACUUCUGGCUGUACUGCGUGAUAAUGGGCUUCGCGGCCGCGGAUUCCGGGCUGUGGCCGCAGGAGUGGUACGAGGGAGUUCGGGAGAUCGCCGUCAAGUCGCCGGCGCUGGUGUCGCCCACCUCUAGCCGGUCGGAGAUGAGGGAGCUGCAGUACACUAGCGCGGUGAGGAACGAGAGCGUUUCCAUCACGGAGCUGCAGGAGCUGCGCACGCAGAUCUUGGACUUGCUGAAGCAUCCUGCCGACGUCGCCGCCUACGUCAACAAGCUGUCUUUCGCGCAGUGCACGUUUCUGCUGAGCGUGUACUGGGUGGAGACCUUGAGGGUUCAAUAUUCGGGAGAACCGAGCCUAGUCCCGAUAAUAUCCGACUACCUAAGCGACUCUGCCCUGCAAAAAGACAAAUCGGGCAUGUGGAUAUGCGUAUCGUCGGUCAGCGAGCGCGUUUUCGAGAAGUUCCUCGACGUGAUGAAAAACCGGCCGAAAGACGAAGCGCGCGAGGCCGACCUAGAGCAACACGCUCAAUUUCUGUUGGUGAACUUCAACCACCCCCACAAGGUGAUCCGCAGGGUUUCCGACAAGUUCCUCGUCAGUUUGGUGGAGAAGUUCCCGCACCUGUUCUGGAGCCGCAAGGUUCUGUGGACGAUGCUGGACAUACUCCACGUGCUGUCUUAUUCUUUACAAAUAGACCCGAAUCAGGAAACCCCGUCGCUGAGAAUACCGCAAACCCCGUACUCGAUACAGCUGAUGGACACCUUGGAAGCCAGAGAAAACAUCGUGAAAGAUUGCGCGGAUAACUCCGACCGCAUCAUCAGCGAGGCCAUGAAGUGGGCGCCGCAGUGGACCAGAUCGCACAUACAAGAGUACAUAAACCACAUACCCUCGUCGGGUAUAUGGCAUCACGCCGGUUUAUCGAUGGCGUUGGAGUCCAUACAGAAGUUCGGGCCUCUGAACAAUUACAGCGCACCUUUGAGUACGAGUACGUUGGAGAAACGCCCCAAGUGCGUCAAAAACGACUCCUCCAAGAUCAUGUCCACGUCGGCUAUGAGAUCCAAGUACAUAGGGGUCGUGCAAGGGAUGUUGGAGAAUGACGGCGGUAGAGAAGCGCUAGCCGAAAACAUACUAAAGAAAGUCUGGAAGGCUUGUAAAGAUCGUUCGGACGCUCUACACAGAGACGCUCUAUGGCAAGCCACAGCUCUACUAAUAUCCACCGACGAAUUAAAUCGAAAUAUUCUGCAUUGCAUCGCCUGGUCUCAAGUGGAACUAUUCACCGUGGAGGCCAUGAGAACAGCUGUGGAGUGCUGGCAAUGGCUGAUUACGUCGAAACCCGACCUGGAGAUCAGGUUCCUGCAGGAGAUGGUUUCGGCUUGGGGUUGCACCGUCAACAAGAAGUUGGGGCUGUUUCAGGCCACCGAGACGCCCACUAGUCCUCUGGCGGCGUACGAGGGUUGUCAAUUGGGGCCGGAUCCGCCGUUCGUGCGGCCGCACGCGAUCUGGGUGCAGUUCAUCUGCGAACUCGUCGAAACGAUUAAAUACAGCAGCUACGAAAAAGUUGAGAUGUUGGCCAGUCUGAUCCACAGGUCGUUGGCGAUGUGUGUCGGGCAGGAACCGCCGUGCCAAACCAGGCACGUUUCCGCCGUCGGCGUCAGGUUUAAAUUACUUACUUGCGGUUUGUACUUACUACAAGGAGACAUCCUGCCGAAAAGUCUAGCCAAGAACGUCUUAAGAGAGCGCAUCUAUUGCAGCUGUCUGGACUAUUUUUGCAAGCCUGUCACUUGCCCCAGUCAAAAUACGGUGGAACUCAGGGAAGACAUAACCACUUUGGUGAGAUUUUGGCAGACCCUGCACUCGGAUAAAAAAUACUUGAAGGCGUCAGAUGUUGGAGAUUUAGAUUUAGGUCCAGCAACGCCCCUAUCGAACAUACAAAACAACGAACUGGCUAAACCGGGGGAGUUCAGUCGACCCGGCGCGGGCUGGAUAAAUACGGUACCGCUGUCCACCAGUACUGCAACUUUGAGUAAGAGGAGCACCAAGUCCAAGAGAGUACCAAUGGCGGAUAAUUUUGUGAAGUGUUAUCUGAAGAAGAGGAACUUGAUUUUGGAGUUGCUGGCCGUUGAAAUCGAGUUUCUGAUCGUUUGGCAUAACCCGACCGGUAGGCCGGAGCUGCAAAUACCGGGAGAGGAGAACAUAGCCUCUUGGCGAGCCAAACCGAUAACCGACAAGCACUGGCACGACUACACCAGACUUGCCUGGGACAUAUCGCCAGUACUGGCCGUCUACUUGCCCACAAGGUUCCGAACCAACGAGGCCAUAAUCAACGAGAACAGGCACCAGGUGCAGGCGAACCCUGUUGCCGUCUCUCACAUCCCGGAGGCGUUGCAGUACUUGGCCACGACUGAGGCCAUGCUCAGCGACAGCCCGAAGCUGAACCACAUGCUGACGUGGUCGAGGAUAUCGCCCAUACAGGCGUUGGCGUUCUUCAGCAGGCAGUUUCCGCCGCAUCCGAUAUCGUCGCAGUACGCUGUCAGGGUUUUGAGUUCGUAUCCGGCGGACGCUGUGCUUUUCUACAUACCGCAGCUGGUGCAGGCCCUGAGGCACGAUACUAUGGGAUAUGUUACCGAGUUUAUAAAAUACAUUGCCAAGAAGUCGCAGAUUGUGGCCCACCAGUUGAUAUGGAACAUGAAGACCAACAUGUAUCUGGACGAAGAUAUGCUACUGAAAGACUCAAAUCUGUACGACACGCUGGACGCAUUGUCCACCAGCAUCCUAUCCGAGCUAUCGGGACCCGCGCUGCAGUUCUACGAAAGAGAAUUCGACUUCUUCGGCAAGAUAACGAACAUUUCCGGCGAGAUACGACCGUACCCGAAGGGACCCGAGCGGCGGAAAGCCUGCCUCGAGGCCCUCAGCAAAAUCAAAGUUCAAAAUGGAUGUUAUCUGCCGAGCAAUCCAGAAGCCAUGGUGCUAGAUAUUGACUAUAAAAGCGGCAUUCCCAUGCAAAGCGCUGCCAAAGCUCCUUACUUGGCAAAAUUCAAGGUUGCCAAGUGUGGCAUAAACGAGUUGGAGAGCAUUGCUAUGGCUGUUUCCACUAAUACGUCGAAAGAGCAAAGUUUCGGUCCCGAAUUGUGGCAAGCCGCCAUCUUUAAAGUGGGCGAUGACGUCAGACAGGACAUGCUUGCCCUGCAAGUGAUAGGUAUCUUCAAAAACGUAUUCCAAACUGUCGGUUUGGAACUUUACCUGUUCCCUUAUAGAGUUGUGGCAACAGCGCCUGGGUGUGGGGUGAUCGAAUGCGUCCCGAACGCAAAAUCUCGCGACCAGCUGGGCCGGCAGACCGACAUCGGGAUGUACGAGUACUUCCUGAAGACUUACGGGGACGAGAGCACUAGGGAGUUCCAGCACGCUCGAAGGAACUUCAUCGUCUCGAUGGCGGCGUACAGCGUUGUCGGAUUUCUGCUGCAGAUCAAGGACCGGCACAACGGCAACAUCAUGCUGGACACCGACGGGCACAUCAUCCACAUCGAUUUCGGGUUCAUGUUCGAGUCGUCGCCGGGCGGGAACCUGGGGUUCGAACCGGACAUCAAGCUGACCGACGAGAUGGUCAUGAUUAUGGGCGGGAAGAUGGAGGCGGCGCCGUUUAAGUGGUUUUCGGAGUUGUGCGUGCAAGCAUAUCUGGCAGUAAGGCCCUAUCAAGAAGCCAUAAUCUCCCUGGUGUCCCUGAUGCUGGACACAGGGUUGCCGUGUUUCCGAGGCCAAACCAUCAAGUUGCUGCGCGGUAGGUUCAAUCCGGGCGCCAGCGACAAAGAGGCGGCCAUUUACAUGCUGCAAAUAAUCCGCAACAGCUUCCUCAACUUCCGCACCCGCACCUACGACAUGAUACAGUACUACCAAAACCAAAUUCCCUAUUAAAGUAAGGUCAUCAUUUUUGUUGUUGCGGUUUUGGAUUUUAACGGUUUUGGGCAAGUUAGGUUCUCUCAGGUGGCCAUGUAAUUUGACAGAACAAACUAUUUAUUAAAACUCUUCUAUUUUUAUAUGAAAACAAUGCCGAAAUAUAACAACUAAAAUAUUGGUUUUUGUUUUCCAUUUAUAAUGAUGAGAGAAUCUAAUAUUUUUUAAUUUUAAAAUCUUGAUGGUUUAGCGAGUAAAUAAAUAUAAAAACUCCCAAAGAUGGUUCAGUCAAACGUCAAAAUUUUAGGUUGGUAUUUUUGACGUUUUAAAAUAAAUUACUAUGACUGAACUAUUAACAUUAGUAGAAUGUCGUAGAAAUGUAGACCCAUAAAGUAAUUCCUCUAUUAUCCUGAAUAUUUUUAACUUGCUUAAAAAUUUCAGAUAAUUUCAGUAUUUUGUUAUGAAAAUGGUUAAAGUUUCCUUAAAUUUUCAUCGGUUUUGUCGAUUUUUCCAGUCAAUUUAGUAUUAAAAACAAUCUUUUGUAAAUAUUUAUUUUUAUUUUGUAUUUUGUUAUUUUAAUCUGUAUUUUGCCUUUUACUCCUUGUAUUAUAUUAAUUUUUUUUAAUUGGCCAAACAAAACUUAAAAAGCUUAUUUUAUUAAUAUUUUAUUCAUCACCAGUUGUGUUUUCUAUUUUUCUAUAUUUCUUAAUAAUAAUAAUAAAUUGGUUACCUUAAUAUUUAUUAGUGAUUCCAUUAUUCUUGUUAUUUAUCUUGUAAAUAAGAGUGAUAUGUAUAUUUUAUGAAUUAUUAUUGUUAAAUUCAUCGUUUAAACCAAAUAAAAUAAAAAUACUAUAUUUUAA
Molecule: messenger RNA, 7189 nt
Organism: Brassicogethes aeneus
Lineage: Eukaryota; Metazoa; Arthropoda; Insecta; Coleoptera; Nitidulidae
Source: the annotation of a GenBank genome assembly